This is a messenger RNA of Melitaea cinxia (Glanville fritillary), 2508 nucleotides long. It is a transcript of the gene CRMP, whose product is annotated as dihydropyrimidinase. Gene Ontology annotation, biological process: pyrimidine nucleobase catabolic process. The record is from RefSeq and is a predicted model, not a curated record. The coding region runs from base 52 to 1788 and encodes 578 amino acids. The transcript has 14 exons. NCBI's taxonomy places the organism in Eukaryota, Metazoa, Arthropoda, Insecta, Lepidoptera, Nymphalidae. Gene Ontology annotation, molecular function: dihydropyrimidinase activity. Gene Ontology annotation, cellular component: cytoplasm; cytosol.
UAAAUAAAAAUCUAUUUGAUUAGUGAAUAGUGUGAUUGGAUUAUCGUUGAAAUGACCACCGCGCCAGUGAAAAAGGUUCCCAUCCAUUUGCAGAGCUCCCAGAACCGGCUCCUCAUCAAGAAUGGCCGAGUUGUCAACGAAGAUGGAAUGGAAGACGCUGAUGUUUACAUCGAAGAUGGCAUCAUUAAACAAGUGGGACGUAACCUCAUCAUCCCUGGUGGUACACGAAUCAUCGACGCCACCGGUUUACUAGUAAUGCCAGGUGGUGUUGAUCCUCACACCCAUUUUGAGUUAGAGAUGAUGGGAGCAAAGACAGCUGAUGACUUUUACAAGGGAACUCGAGCGGCUAUAGCUGGUGGUACCACCACAAUCAUUGACUUUGCAUUGCCGGAAAAAGGACAAUCGCUGAUCGAAGCGUACAAUAAUUGGAGGGAAAAAGCUGACAAUAAGGUCUGCUGUGACUACGCUCUUCAUGUGGGCGUGACAUGGUGGUCACCAUCAGUCAAGAAGGAAAUGCAGCAGUUAGUAGCUGAACACGGUGUCAACUCGUUCAAAAUGUUCAUGGCCUAUAAAGAUGCGUGGAUGCUAAACGAUUACGAGCUGUGCCAAGUUAUGGAAACUUGUGCUGAAUUGAAGGCUUUGCCUAUGGUGCAUGCGGAAAAUGGCAGUAUCAUCGCUCGUAAUACCGAGAAACUCCUAGCCGCUGGAGUUACAGGACCAGAAGGACACGCACUGUCUAGGGACGAGGAAGUCGAAGCUGAGGCUGUGAACAGAGCUUGUGUCAUUGCUAACCAGAUGAAAGCACCCCUGUACAUAGUGCACGUAAUGUCAAAGAGCGCGGUCCAAGCUAUCCGGCUCGCGAGGACCAGACAGAAGCAGCCCAUUAUCGCUGAAACUCUCGCUGCUACCAUUGGCACUGAUGGCUCCCACUACGCCAACGCGUGCUACCGGCACGCGGCCGCGCACGUGCUGUCGCCCCCGCUGCGCGCGCCGCACACGCCCGAGGACAUCGUGGACGCGCUCGCCAGUAACGACCUGCAAAUAGUAGCCAGUGACAAUUGCACUUUCUAUGAAAAAGACAAGGAACUUGGAAAAAAUGAUUUCAGCAAGAUACCCAACGGUGUGAAUGGCGUCGAAGACCGCAUGGCAAUUCUUUGGCAGAAGGCUGUUAAUACUGGCGCGUUGGACCCGUGCCGCUUCGUGGCGGCCAGCAGCGCCCGCGCGGCGCGCGCCUUCCACCUGUGGCCGCGCAAGGGCCGCGUGGCGCCCGGCGCCGACGCCGACCUGGCGCUGUGGGCCCCGCGCGCCGCCCGGACCAUCUCCGCCACCACGCACCACCACGCCGUCGACUUCAACAUCUUCGAGGGUCAGCACGUGAUCGGCGGCCCGCAGUACGUGGUGGUGGGCGGCCGCGUGUGCCUCGACGAUGGCGAGCUGCGUGUCGUGGAGGGGCUCGGCAAGUUCCUCCCGACCCCCCCGAACGCCCCGCUGGUGUACGGCGAGCCCCCCGAGGCGCCGCCCCCCGCGCCCGACAGCGCCUCCCCGCGGCAGUCUCCCGCCCCCUACACCAACGGAACCCCCACUGAGCUGAGCAUCUCCCACAAGCAGCUGGAGGGCGUGUCCUGCUCGGGCGGCAGCACCCCCACUGGCAGGAAGAUGCGCGAGCCCGGGCAAAGGGAUUUGCAGAACUCCACCUUCUCCAUUAGCAAGGAACUCGAGGGGUUGGAUACAAAAACGUCGGUACGUGUUCGAAACCCGCCCGGUGGAAAAUCAUCCGGCCUGUGGUAAACCGGUUUGGACCGCAAUCACAACUGGAUUGAACCGGAUUCAACCGGAUCAGGGGAGAUCGCUUUGCAGUUGCGCUAGAUGAUGCUUGUUUGUGAAAAAAUAGAAUUGAUUAUUAGUGUGAAUGAAUGUUACAACAAUGCUGAAAAACGUGUUAGAUUGGUUUAUUAUUUAGGGAAUUUAAUUACAUAAAGUAUAUUUAUAUAUCUCCAUAAUAGUGAGUAAUUUGAUUACAUUUUGUUUUAUAAUCUGUAUUAGAUUUUACAGUGUUGCGUAUUUGUCAUAUUGAAGACAGAUUAAAAAUAAAAAGGGAUCAGAAGUUUAGACAAAACAGAUCUACUGUUGCUUCGGUUUUAAAAAUUCUAUUCGUGUCUUCUCAAAACGUUAGCAAGAAUCAUGUCGCAAAAGCAAUAAUUAUAACCUAAAAUAUAAUCACUAUAGAGUUACUAAAUAAAUAUUUAUUAUUUAUUUAUAGUGAUAAUAGUGAAAUAAUAGUUUUUAAUACCUCACGGCUGUUAAAGACCUCUUUUGAAUGGAUAUAUUAAUAAUUAAUUUAAAAAAAUAAUUGUUAAUAUAUUAAUUUUUUCACAAACAAAGCACAUACGUAUGUUUGAGCUUGAAGCGUUCAGGAACCAAUCUUAUAUGUUAUCUGUUAUCUACUAUAAUCAUAUAAUUUAUCAUAAAAUUACUUUAUUUUAAAUUAAUAAAGUAAAUUCAAGUUGA